ACUGAAUAUUCUGAGUAAUCAAUACUGAAUAUUCCCCCGUACCACCGCGACCCCAAAUCCCACUCCUACGCCUGACCCCCACCACCCCCACCCCCACCCCCACCCCCACCCCACACACUUCUCCCCAAUUAAUCCUCCAUUUUUCUCUCAACUAUUUUAUUUCCGAUCUCCAAAAACCCUCAUAUUAUUCAACUUUUUUCUCAAAAAAAAAUAAAAAAAAUCCAAAUUCUCUCUCUGAUCAUAACAAUUCAUUCAUUCAAUCAAUUCUUGAUCAGAGAGAGAAUUUUUUUUCUCAAUUUUUUUUAAAUUUUUUUUGGACGAUUUUGCCCUUUUCGAUAUUCUGGAUUGAUUUGAAUUACGCAUGUGUUGUAUGUUGAUGAUCAAGUUGGAUUUUUUCUCUUUAAUUUCCUUUUUCCAUUUUUACCCUUUUGUGUUUUUUGAUUUUAAUUUUUUAAAUUUUAAGAGUAAAGUUUGUUGUAUUAAUUCAUUAUUAAUACUGAGAUUGUUAUUAAGAUUAAGAUUUUUUACGUUAAAUCUUACUUAAUUAAAUUAAUUACGAUUAAUUCACUAAUUAUUGCAUUUUUAGCCAUGGAUUCUAAGAAGAAGAGUAAUCGUCAGGUUCAAAAAGCUCCUUGCUUCUCAGAUGUUGGAAGGAGGUCUGUGGCAAAGCCACCAUCUGUCAUUGUAAUAGGUGGUGGAUUUGCAGGACUUGCAGCUGCUCGCACACUUCAUGAUGCAUCAUUUCAGGUGGUUGUGCUAGAAUCACGAGAUAGAAUUGGAGGCCGAGUUCACACUGAUUAUUCUUUUGGUUUUCCUGUUGACUUGGGUGCAUCAUGGCUGCAUGGCGUCUGCAACGAGAAUCCUUUGGCACCUCUAAUUGGAAAACUAGGACUUCCUCUCUAUCGUACAAGUGGUGACAAUUCAGUUUUGUACGACCAUGAUCUGGAAAGUUACGGGCUUUUUGACAUGGAGGGUAAUCAAGUACCCCAGGAGUUAGUCUCAAAGGUUGGCGAGACUUUUGAGAGCAUUUUGAAGGAGACUGAUCAAAUUAGGCAAGAAAACAGUGAAGACAUGUCUAUCAGUCGUGCUAUAUCAAUGGUUUUUGAAAGGAGACCCGAUUUAAGGUUGGCUGGCAUUGGUCAUAAGGUGUUGCAGUGGUACCUAUGUAGAAUGGAAGGCUGGUUUGCUGCGGAUGCAGAUACCAUAUCACUCAAGUGUUGGGACCAGGAAGAAUUGCUUCCUGGUGGCCAUGGCCUUAUGGUACGGGGAUAUAAGCCUGUCAUCAAUACACUAGCAAAAAGGCUUGACAUUCGCUUAGGUCGCAGGGUUACAGAAGUAGUUAGACAUUAUAAUGGUGUGAAGGUAACAGUUGAGGAUGGAAGUACCUUUGUAGCCGAUGCUGCCAUAAUUGCUGUUCCUCUUGGUGUUCUGAAAUCAAAUUAUAUCAGGUUCGAACCUAGAUUACCUGAAUGGAAAGAUACUGCCAUUAAACAACUUGGUGUUGGAAUUGAGAACAAGAUUAUUCUGCACUUUCAAGACGUGUUCUGGCCAAAUGUUGAGUUCUUGGGAGUAGUUGCAGAAAGCACUUAUGAGUGCAGUUACUUUCUUAAUCUUCACAAGGCUACUGGCUAUUCUGUCCUUGUUUAUAUGCCUGCUGGGCAACUGGCCCGUGACACUGGGGAACUAUCUGAUGAGGCUGCUGCUAAUUUUGCAUUUACACAACUUAAGAGGAUUCUUCCAAAUGCGACUGCUCCUAUUCAGUAUCUUGUUUCUCACUGGGGUACAGACAUAAACUCACUGGGAUCAUAUAGCUAUGAUACAGUUGGGAUGCCCCAUGAUCUAUAUGAAAAGCUUAGAAUACCAGUAGAUAACCUAUUCUUUGCUGGGGAGGCAACGAGUACUGAUUACCCAGGUUCUGUACAUGGUGCAUAUUCAACCGGAUUGCUGGCUGCUGAGGAAUGCAGGAUGCGUGUCCUGGAGCGACAUGGAAAGUUGGAUAUUUUCCAGCAAGUCAUGGAUGAGGAAACGCAUAUUCCCAUUUUGAUAUCCAGAAUGUAACUUUUAAGUUUCAUUGCACAAAAACGUUUUAAUUUAGUUGCGUCAUGGGAUUGAGCCAACACAAUUUGACAGAAAAAUCGUAAAUCACAAGGUUUCCAGAAUAAGUUUUCAGACAUCAGCUAAAGUAGGUGGUCUUUUCUUGUCGAAAAUUUAGCAUUUCCAGGUGAACUGGACAUUCUUGUUGUGCUGUGAAUUGCAGCCUGUGUGAUUUAUGGUACCUUUGCAAAUUGUUGAAUUAUAGGAUGAAUUACCUUAUUUUUGCA
Messenger RNA from Capsicum annuum, 2321 nucleotides. RefSeq names its product polyamine oxidase 2. The record is from RefSeq and is a predicted model, not a curated record. Gene Ontology annotation, molecular function: polyamine oxidase activity. Gene Ontology annotation, biological process: polyamine catabolic process. NCBI's taxonomy places the organism in Eukaryota, Viridiplantae, Streptophyta, Magnoliopsida, Solanales, Solanaceae. The transcript is spliced from 10 exons. Bases 589 to 2058 code for a protein of 489 amino acids. Gene Ontology annotation, cellular component: peroxisome.